Molecule: messenger RNA, 1422 nt
Organism: Haliotis rubra (blacklip abalone)
Lineage: Eukaryota; Metazoa; Mollusca; Gastropoda; Lepetellida; Haliotidae
Exons: 5
Coding region: 212-1219 (335 amino acids)
Source: RefSeq, a predicted model, not a curated record
CAUAGACAAGCAGCAAGUGCAGCUUUAAUUGCAACCUCCGGUAUUUAGGAUAAACAGCAGGAACCGUGGAACCUCUGCCUGGGAAUGCCAACAGUGCUCUUCUUAUCAAGCUUACGCAAACCGCGGUGUUAGAUCCUAGAAGAAACAGGAUCUAGCAUCGCUAAGCAGUGCUGGCACAUUACCGCAAUGUAACGCCAGAGACAUAAGGAGGAUGUGUGUUCCAAAAUUUACUCCCGCAUUCUUCGGAAUUGUUCUCAUUCUGCUUCUGUGCCUUUCUUUGGAAUGUAACGUUGAAGGUAAAAGUAAAGGAAAGAGGGUAAGACCUGAGAGGCAAGGUAAAAGUAGACCCAAGAAGAUAAAACCUGACAAGCGUAAAUGUGAGGAAGUGACUGAAAAUGAGUCCAUUGGCAGAUUACGAUGCAAAAAGAAAAACUCUAUCUAUUUCAUCAACGUCACCAGCAGCGUCGACAGCUGCACGAACACCACCGACAACAGUUGUUCCGGCCUGCAGCCAAAGGUCAUCACCGACUCCAACUCCUGCUACUGGAAGAGAAGCUGCUUCAUCGCCUACAACCGACGUGCCCCAAUUGUCAAGACCUCCAACCAUAACUGUAUAGGGAAAUUCCCGAUGUCACUGUUCAUUCAAUACAGUUGUAUCAAGGAAGAUCUUAUUUUUAUUCUCCAUGACAACGGCACACGACAAACGAAAGAGCAUACAUCCGAGAAAGGUAUGCUUGUAAGUCACAGCGACUAUCCAUGGCACUAUCGGGGCGAUCUGAUCAUAACUCUCACUCUGAGAUCAACCUCCACUACGAAGAACAAGCUUUUUGUAACCGUACCCACCAUGGAUAUUGACGAGCCGGACGACAUCGCCAAUAUCACCGACUACACCUACAACGACAACGGAGAGAACGUCAACAUCAACGCCACAGGCAUGGGCAAGUCAGCAGUGAUCACGGGGAAAAUAGAUAAGGAUCACGCUGUGACAACAAUCAAGUUCUUCACAAACAAUGCCUCUGCAACAGCUCAGGGUUUCAUCGUGUGUUACUAUUGGACGGAGCCAGAACAAGACCUCUCGCAGGAAGAUAUUUGCAGCAAAUUGAAGAAAAAGAAAAGGCCAUCCAAACCUGGACGCACGAACCAACCUAAGAAGAAUCGUGGGAGAGGAAGAAGAAAGAAGGGGAAGAAGAGGGAGAAGAGGGAGAGAAAGACGCUGUGAACGUUGUUGGGUAGUUCUCGACUCGCCACUCGGAACUACACAUUGAAGGAGAAAUUACAAUAGUAUCAACGUCGCAUAAGAGGAAAGAGGAUGGAGAUGUCGUAUAUUUGUAAUUGUUUGUGAUAAUCUGUUCCCUUUACAAAUAAUAGCGCCUAGCAUAGCAUGCCAAAACAACAUGAAGACAAAUAAAGUGAUUAAACAGA